Messenger RNA from Vigna unguiculata (cowpea), 1926 nucleotides. RefSeq lists its product as uncharacterized. Lineage: Eukaryota; Viridiplantae; Streptophyta; Magnoliopsida; Fabales; Fabaceae. The record is from RefSeq and is a predicted model, not a curated record.
AAUAACACAUGGUUACUCUUUCUUGUUAUCUUCACGUAGUUAGUUCCGUUUACCAUAAGAAACUAGGAACAAAAUCUGCAAGACAAAACCAACCACAAAACCACCUGGGAUAAGAAAACGAAAACACAUACUUAAAUACCAGAUAAAAUAAAUUAGAAAAAAAAAAAAACGUGUUUCUGUUCACUGAACAUUAAAAGAGAAAAAUGCUUCUUAAUCACAUUGCCACCGGGUUCUGUUGGGUCGACCCGCCACAACCCGACCGGAACCACGAAACCCGACUCGCUUCCUCGCGUUUCUAUCGCCGGCGGGUGACGCCGCCGAGUGCGGCGUUUCGCAGCGUGCGAAGGGAGAAGAAUGGCCGCCAACGGCGAUCGAUAUGCACUGCCGAUGAGCUUCACCGCGUCGUGGUUUCGAACUCCGAUUGGAAGCUCGCUCUGUGGCGCUACCUUCCUUCUCCCGAGGCACCGUCGAGGAAUCACCCGCUUUUGUUGUUGUCAGGGGUUGCUACCAAUGCAAUUGGCUAUGAUCUCUCUCCUGAGUCUUCAUUUGCUCGGUACAUGUCGGCACAAGGUUUUGAUACGUGGAUUCUUGAGCUUCGCGGUGCUGGGUUGAGCACUAUUGCAGAUAGCUUGGAGGAAGAUGAGGAAUGCCUAAAGAAAUUGUCUGAGAUUGAUUCUGCUAUUAGUGAUGAACUUGGUAAAAGCAGUGCUUCUCCAGCAAGAUUUAAGAACCUUGGCUCUCCCGAGGUUAUAACUAAAUCUGAGGAAAUGAGGUUAACAAGGAGGUUCAUGGACAUUUUUACAAGGAUAUCUGAAAAGUUUGCAGGCUUUCUCAAUCCGGGUCAACAGUUGUUCCCAGCACAGAUUUUAGAACUGCAAGACCGAUUUUCAUCCACUCUAGAAGAGUUUCAGAAACAGCUUCAGUUGAUUAUUAAGUAUGAUUGGGACUUUGAUCAUUAUCUGGAAGAGGAUGUACCUGCAGCGAUGGAGUACAUAAGAGCUCAAUGCCAGCCAAGGGAUGGAAAAUUGCUUGCAAUUGGUCACUCAAUGGGGGGUAUCUUGUUGUAUGCAAGGCUUUCACGUUGCUGUUUUGAAGGAAAGGAUUCUGGGUUGGCAUCUGUUGUUACUUUGGCAUCAUCACUUGACUACACCCCUUCAAAAUCAUCUCUCAAGUUGCUUUUACCCCUGGCAGAACCUGCUCAGGCUUUGAACAUUCCUGCUAUUCCAGUUGGGCCAUUGUUGGCCACUGUUUAUCCCCUUGCAAGCUACCCUCCGUAUGUUUUAUCUUGGCUGAAUUCUCAGAUUUCAGCUCAAGAUAUGAUGGAUCAGAAACUAUUUGAAAAGCUUGUUUUGAACAACUUCGGUACCAUACCUGCCAAGAUUCUCUUGCAGUUAUCAUCAGUUUUCCAAGAAGGUGGUUUACGUGACAGGAGUGGAACAUUCUUCUACAAGGACCAUAUCUGCAAAAUUAAUGUUCCGGUCUUGGCCGUCGCCGGUGACGAAGACUUGAUCUGUCCUCCUGAAGCUGUAUAUGAAACGGUGAAGCUUAUUCCUGAAGGUUUGGUUACAUACAAAGUUUUUGGGGAGCUUGGUGGUCCACACUAUGCCCACUAUGACUUAGUGGGUGGUCGUCUGGCUGCAGAAGAACUGUAUCCAUGUAUAACUGAAUUUCUCAGUCAACAUGACAUGGUUUAGAACAUUGCCUCUUUUGGCUCAUUCUUUUUUACAUGAAGAACACUAGAUGGAAAUUCUCAUAUAUAUGCACGACCUGUGGUAAUAAUUCUUGUGUAUAGUUAAAGACAAUGUAUAUAGUCAAAGACACUGUACAUAUGUAGUUCUAAAUAAAGCACAUGAGGUGAAAGUACAUGUUGGAAAUCAGGGUGCUAAGAAAGUCGGUAAUAGGAAUCAAGUGCCAGGUUUAAUCAAA